This is a messenger RNA of Metarhizium brunneum ARSEF 3297, 1461 nucleotides long. RefSeq lists its product as uncharacterized. Gene Ontology annotation, biological process: proteolysis. Gene Ontology annotation, molecular function: serine-type exopeptidase activity; dipeptidyl-peptidase activity. Lineage: Eukaryota; Fungi; Ascomycota; Sordariomycetes; Hypocreales; Clavicipitaceae. The record is from RefSeq and is a predicted model, not a curated record.
AUGCGCAUCUCGUUUCUCGCGGCAGUACUUGCCGAGUUGCUUGUAGGCUCGUCAGCCGCGGGCAACUCGCACAAAUAUGACCGGCGCAGCCACAUUCCAGCACGAUCAAACAAUGGCACCGCCGCUCCAAAAGCCGGCCUCUUUGACCAACUCAUUGACCACAACAAUCCCAGUCUUGGCACCUUCAAACAGCGAUUCUGGUGGAGCGCCGACUACUACGGCGGCCCAGGAUCGCCCAUCAUCCUCGAGGCUCCCGGUGAGGCUGCCGUCGACGAGAAUUCCGUCAACCAUUCCAACUCGACCCUGACUGGUCUUUUUGCCCAAACAAACAAGGCUGCAGCCAUCACUCUCGAGCAUCGCUACUGGGGUGGCAGUUCUCCCGUUGGAAAGAACUUGACGGCCCAGACUCUGCAGCAUCUCAACCUCGACAAUUCCAUCCAAGAUCUUAUUUACUUCGCUAAUAAUGUGUAUCUUCCGUUUGAUUCCCAUGGUGAUUCAAAGCCCGACAAGGCUCCUUGGGUCCUGACUGGCUGCUCGUACCCCGGCGCUCUCACGGCUUGGACGAAUGUCCUAGCACCCGGUACCUUUUGGGCAUACCAUGCAUCCAGCGCCGUCGUUCAGGCAGUCUCAACCUUUUGGGAAUAUUUUAGUCCCAUCGAGCAAGCCAUGCCACGCAACUGCAGUUCCGAUUUCAAAAGGCUGAUAUCACAUGUUGAUGACGUCCUCUUUAAUGGCACCACACACCAGAAACAGGAGCUCAAGGCGCUCUUCAAUAGCAGUAGCAACACCAGUGACAGCAACUUUGCCAACGUGCUGUCGAGUCCGCUGGGAGACUGGCAAAACACCCACUUCACGAGCGGUUAUACCAAGUUUAACCAGAUGUGCGAUUAUGUCGAGAAUCAAUGGUCUGGGAGCAAUGUCACCAUCCCAGGACCAGAGGGGGUUGAAGACCAAGAAGACUCCGACGAGCCGCUCUGGAUGUGGUUUCUUUGCAACGAGCCGUUCGAGUGGUGGCAAGUCUGGGGUCCUGGCUCAGACAACGGCCUCGUAUCCAAGGCCCUCACCCGCGACAGUCUCCUGGCUCAAUGCAAAGAUAUGUUCCCUACCGUCGGCAAUUCUACCUAUGGUCUCAACAAGGGCCGCACAGUCGAUCAGCUCAACCUAAAGACAGGCGGCUGGAAUCAUGUCAACACGACGCGCCUCAUGUGGGUGAAUGGGGAGUAUGACCCCUGGACCCCAGCUACCGUCUCGUCCAAGUCGCGACCUGGAGGCCCUUUGAAGUCCACCAAGCAAGCCCCUGUGUGGGUCAUUCCCAAGGCUGCACACUGUAAUGAUCUCAAUGUUGGGAAUAGGAUCAAUGAAGGUGCGCGGGAGGUCAUUGACGGGGUGGUGUCUCAGAUGCAGGAGUGGGUGGCCGAUUAUUACAAGCAAAACGGUACAGGCUUGGCCGACGGUGUCUGA